Molecule: messenger RNA, 1307 nt
Organism: Limanda limanda (common dab)
Lineage: Eukaryota; Metazoa; Chordata; Actinopteri; Pleuronectiformes; Pleuronectidae
Gene: pdcd2l
Product: programmed cell death 2-like
Exons: 3
Coding region: 8-1069 (353 amino acids)
Cellular component (GO): cytoplasm
Source: RefSeq, a predicted model, not a curated record
GGACUCGAUGGCGGCUCCGGACGGGACUCUGGUGGGAGUGUGUGACUCGGAGCUGGACCCGGACCGACACCGGUCCUCGUACCUCACCAACAAGGUGGGGGGGCAGCCGGACUGGUUUCCGGGUGUGUGUCCCCCGUGUCCCCGCUGUUCCCGCUGCGGAGCCCCGCUGAGCCACGUGGUGCAGGUGUACUGCCCCCUGGCGGCCUCCCCGUACCACCGGAGCCUGCACCUGUUCGCCUGCCCGGGGCCCGGGUGCAGCCGCGGGUCCCAGGGCUGGAGGGUCCUCCGGUCCCAGGGUCUGGAGGACCAGGGGCCGCAGGGGGGGACCAGCCGGCCCGACCCGGCCAAGGAGGCUCCUCGGCCGGCCACUGACUGGUGUGACACCGCUGAUGACUGGGGCCUGGAGGAGGAGGAGGGCUGGGGAGGAGGUGUGAAGAAGGAGCAGGAGGAGGAGGAGGCAGCAGCUCCUGAAGCAGGAAGUCCGUCUCUCAGCAGCCGCCUCCAGGAGCUCCGCCUGGCAGAAUCACACGGUGACCUCCUGGUCUUCCGCUCGUUCUUCAUCAGCGUGGUGCAGGAGUCGGACCUGUGGGGCGAGGAAGACGAGCUGGAGCACGCUCAGGAGCUGCUGAGGGAGUACGAGGGGAGAGAGGGCGUGGCGGUGAGGACGCUGGAGGAGGGCGGCGGCGGCGGCGAGGAGAAGUACGAGAAGUCCCGAGCCAGACACGGAGACGCCUUCUUCUCCAGGUUCAUGAAGAGGAUCUCGCUGUGUCCUCAGCAGAUCCUACGCUACUGCCGCGGCGGGAGGACGCUCUUCAUCUCCGAGCCGCCGCCCCACGUGGCGCGGCUGGUGUCGGCGUGCGGCUCCUGCGGAGGACCCAGGGCCUUCGAGCUGCAGCUGAUGCCGGCGCUGGUCAGUCUGCUGCAGAGGACGCAGGGCGGCGUGGAGCUGGAGUUCGGGACGGUCCUGGUGUUCACGUGUGUGAGCAGCUGCUGGACGCCGGGAUCAGGAUCCGCUGUGGAGGAGUUCUGCUUCGUCCAGACCGACCCGGACCAGCAGCUGUUCAACUGAGACACAGCUGGACUGAUCCUCACUGUGGGGGCGUGGUCACAGGCAUCACAGCCCGCCCAUAUCUGACGUGAUGAGACGUGAAACAUUCAGGCAGAGACGCAACCAGAACCUGAAGUCUGGUUUAUAUUUAAAUAAAUGAACAGAUUUGGUUUCAGACGAGUGAUGAUCGUUUGAUUUCUGGGUCCAUGUUUCCCAGAUGACACCAAGUUUUCCAAAAUUUUGUGGGUGGAGGUUGUGA